GAGAGUGGAUAUGAGGUGGGAGGCAUAGCGAAUGGGGCUACGGGGAAUAAGAGGAGGCUCUUUGUCCAAAACUGUUCGUGCUGGAUAAGUGUUCGUGUUGGUGCCCUUCGGAACAAUACGGUCCCCUUACUUCGGACGAUCCGUGUGGAAUCAUCUUUCAAACGCAACUGCAGAAUGGCGACCGUGUUGAUGAUGAUGAGAAGUGUUCAUCACCAGCAGCAGCUCGCCGGGCUGCGUGGGACGAUCGCCUUGUUGGGGCGGCAUCUGUUGUCCGGGCGUAUCGCGAUGAGCACAGGGCCCACCUACGAGACGCUGUUGGUUACCAAGCCCAAGGAUCACGUGGUUCAUGUGGAGAUCAACCGACCAGAAAAGCGCAACGCCUUGAACCAGCCAUUCUGGAAGGAAAUGGUGGAAUGCUUCAAUCACAUCGCAGACGAUAAAGAGUGCCGUGCGGUGGUCGUGUCUGGAUCUGGGAAGGUGUUCAGUGCAGGCAUCGACCUUGUGGACAUAACGGGCGACCUGGUAACGCCGGAGGGAGAUGAUGCAGCUCGAGUUGCUUGGAACCUGAAGCAGGUCAUCAAGUUGUACCAGGAGGCCUUCAACGUCAUUGAGAAGUGUUCCAAGCCAGUCAUAGCAGCCGUCCACAGCGCUUGUAUUGGCGAAGGUUUGGACAUGAUUUCAGCAUGUGACAUCCGUGUGUGCACAAAGGAUGCCUGGUUCCAAGCAAAGGAGGUGGACAUUGGCCAAGCAGCAGAUGUUGGAACCUUGCAACGCCUGCCACAUGCUAUUGGCAGUCGCAGCCUGGUCUGUGAGAUGGUGUUCACAGCACGCAAGAUGUUUUCUGAUGAAGCAAAGAGCAGCGGCUUGGUCAGCCGCGUCUAUGACAACAAGGCCAGCAUGAUGAAGGGGGCCCUGCAGUUGGCCGAGGACAUCGCCAGCAAGAGUCCUGUGGCCGUGCAGGGCAGCAAGGUCAACCUGCUGUACGCACGUGACCACUCUGUCCCCGAGUCUUUGGAAUACAUGGCUGCCUGGAACAUGGCCAUGCUGCAAACUAACGACAUCAUGAAGUCGGCAACGGCCGUCUUUCAGAAGAAAAACCUCAAGGAGAACAUUUACACCAAUCUGUGAUGUUGUUUUGUUCGAACACAGUGGCAUUUACAGAGGCAAGCAGGGCUCUAGAUGCAAAAGCUUUGGAUAACAAUUGUUAUUUUGGUAAUAAUGAACAGUAAUUCAUAGUCUGAUGUAAAUCUACUGCUGGUUGAAGGCCUCCCUGAUACCGUGCAGGUCGUGGUGGCUAUAUGGACCAUAUUUCACCAUGCUGAUCCGUGCGGGAUGGCAAUGGUGAGAUUCCUAGACUGGGACCAGUUGAGAUAUGACUUGUCACUGAUGUUGGCCAUGGCUGGGAAUUGAACUCGAGUGGUUGGCUUCAGAGUGCAGUCUGCUAUAAUGUUAAAAAUGAAAAUGACCAGUUAGCAGGAUUCCCUAAGGCUGACACAACUGUUGAUUUAUUUACAAGGACAAGGUCAGUUGAGCAGUGUUGGGAUGGUUACUUUUGACCAGUAGUUCACCCCAGAUAACUGAUUCUAAAGCCGUUGCCCAGCUCAAAGUGGAACUCUUGUGUUGUGGGUAUGGACUAGUUUAUCCAUAAGACAACUCUUGGCAUCCUACAAAGUAGAAUUCAUCUACUCAACCUUGGAGAUAUUUGACCUCUCAACUUUCUGAUGGCGUCAGUUCUAACACAGGGCUGCUUUUUAAAUGCAGUUAUGUUGAGUGUUUCUACGAUGUGAACGUUUCCUGGUUGAUUUAUCAAUGGCAUUAUAAUAAUUAUGCAUAGUUUAUGUAAUUUCGUGUGUCCUCAUUUUAUGAACAGUCAAAAUCUGCUUUAUAUCAAGUGUUUUUGUUUGCAGAAUAAAAUUACUUCAAUAUGUAAAGAAACUCCUUUGCAGGUUCCAUUUUAUAGACGAUUUAUUUAACAGUAACCCAUUUACAAGGCGAGAGUACGACUAACACGUUCACAAGGCUAUGACUAUCUGCAGCCCCGGUGGUUUCCACUAAUUUAAUCUCGAACAGUCCUUGAUGGUUUCCACCAUGUAGAUCUGGGAAAGUCUUUCUGGAUGAUUUCCACCAUAUAGAUCUUGAACAGUUGGCCCGAUGGUUUCCACAAUGUCGAUUCCAACAGUCGGCCCCGAUGUUGUCCACCUGCAGUCGUCCUUCAGUCCCCGAGCCAGCGGGCCUCACUCCCCCUAAUAUACCCGCUCGGCCACGCCCCGGUAAUUUCCAGCACUUUCCCCCGGUAGAUUCUUCCAGCAGACUCUACCGUCUUCUACUUCCCUUCUCGAACCUUCCCUCGUACAGUACCCUGCACCUGUUUGAACCUAUCUCCACUGACCCCACUAUAACCCUUGCCAUGUACAAUACCCUACAAAUGUAAUCAACUGAUGGGUGCAGCCAUGUGGGCAUCGUUUGCUAAACAUGUGGGCUGACUGAUGACACGUGUGUUUUUUAUGUUAUGGUUAAUAUUACACGGGAACAAAAAUUAACUGACGGAUGAAGUCCUCCCCAAAUGUUCGUAAUGGUGGUUCUAUAAAUAUUCUUCACCACGCUGGUCAGUACUAGGUUUGAUGUCUCGUGAAUAUAUCACUCGCUGAUCAUUUUUAUCUGGGUUUGUCGUGCAGUGUGCUAACCACUGUGCCACUGCUCCACCUUUUUGUAUAAACUAAAUUAGCGGAAUUUUUUUCUAUAUAUACCUAAUCUGGGUUCAGUAUUUUACAUUUAGGACUAUACAAAUCAUUCAUAACGCCAUGUUUUUUUUUCACUAUGCAGCAUGCAAUAGGUUUAUUGAAUCAUAAAUACUUUACACUAAUUGUGACAUCCAUGCACUCAAAUUUCACAUUGACAUCUGGGUAAAUUGUAUUUCCCAUCUGACUGGUAUCAAUGGGAGUCAAAGCCCUAAUGCACUUCAGGAAAUCAAUAUUUACAGCUGUGUGAGAGUGAAAACAUUACCCUCGGUCUAAUUGGGAUGUAGACUACACUGUAAAAAAAAUGUGUGCAUAUAAACUGAGCUACCCUGUAAAGAGGAAGACUUGUGUAAAGUUUACAUUCUUGAUUAAAUAAACUUUCACGGAGAG
Molecule: messenger RNA, 3128 nt
Organism: Lethenteron reissneri (Far Eastern brook lamprey)
Lineage: Eukaryota; Metazoa; Chordata; Hyperoartia; Petromyzontiformes; Petromyzontidae
Product: delta(3,5)-Delta(2,4)-dienoyl-CoA isomerase, mitochondrial-like
Cellular component (GO): mitochondrion
Molecular function (GO): delta(3,5)-delta(2,4)-dienoyl-CoA isomerase activity
Source: RefSeq, a predicted model, not a curated record